Molecule: messenger RNA, 159 nt
Organism: Protopolystoma xenopodis
Lineage: Eukaryota; Metazoa; Platyhelminthes; Monogenea; Polystomatidea; Polystomatidae
Source: the annotation of a GenBank genome assembly
CACAACCAACGGGACUUGCACUAUCUGCUCGAAGCCACGAACUUGGCCCACGACUUUCAAGUGAAAAUGGCUUCUGUGUCGGCCUCGAAGCCAGACUUCCGGUCCGAGUGUAGUAUUGCUCUUUUCAGGGCUGCGCAACCACUUCCAGCCGACAGUUGA